Fusarium musae is the source of this 789-nucleotide messenger RNA. RefSeq lists its product as uncharacterized. Bases 1 to 789 code for a protein of 262 amino acids. The record is from RefSeq and is a predicted model, not a curated record. Lineage: Eukaryota; Fungi; Ascomycota; Sordariomycetes; Hypocreales; Nectriaceae. The transcript has 2 exons.
AUGCCUUCGACAGAAAGUCAAUCAGAUGCCGCUCAGCGCAUCAAGCGAUUCAUGGAACUUGUUCCCAUCAAACCCGGCAAUCGCGUUCUAGACCUCGCCUGUGGAACUGGCCUGGAGGCUGUCAUUGCAGCAAGACACAUCGGCGAUGACGGGAUUGUCGUUGGUGUCGAUAUAACUGAAGCGAUGCUCUCGGAAGCACGCAAGAAGCUGGAUCACGACGAAGCAUUGGAUCGCCGCUUGAGACUUGUACGACACAGCGUCACUGACUUGACUGGUUGCCCAAAUGCCGACAGGGGCAGCUUCGAUCUCAUUCUAUGCUCAAACGCCUUUGUUCUGUUCAAAAACCCAAAGGAAGUUGUCGCCCAUUGGCGGGAGUAUCUCAAGCUAGGCGGCAGAGUUGCGAUCGAUAUCACUCAUGAGUAUAACCUUCGCUCAGGCCUGCUAUUAGAGAACGUCGCUCGCCGAUUGGGCAUGCCAUUCCCCUCCAACCGAACCUGGAUCAAGUCUAAAGAGUCUUUUAGUGAGAUACUGGAAAGUUGUGGUUUCGUUGUCGAAAGGGUUGGGACUUUGGAAAAGAUUGUUGGACUUGGCUCAACGUAUCUCGGUCUUGACAAGGCAGAUGAGCAGUUUGACUACGUUGUCAAUGGCCCUCUGACUGCCUCAAUCGUAACGGAAGAGUUGAGAGUUAAAGGGAGGGAAUAUUUUAAGGAAGAGUGGCACAAUGCUGCAGAUGAUGGCAAGGUCGAAGUAUCUGAUAUUUUCUACGUCUAUAUCGCCAGGAAGGUUUGA